Messenger RNA from Magnusiomyces paraingens, 2517 nucleotides. RefSeq lists its product as uncharacterized. The transcript has a single exon. The record is from RefSeq and is a predicted model, not a curated record. Lineage: Eukaryota; Fungi; Ascomycota; Dipodascomycetes; Dipodascales; Dipodascaceae. Gene Ontology annotation, biological process: transmembrane transport. Bases 1 to 2517 code for a protein of 838 amino acids. Gene Ontology annotation, molecular function: oligopeptide transmembrane transporter activity.
AUGUCCGAAAAACUUGGGGAUGUGAAUAUAGGUAUCAAAAAGAUACCAUCACAAAGUGUUACAGAGGAGUAUAUUUUAGAAAGGUUUGGGAAAGACCCUACCUUAGAUGAACCAGAUCCCGCAGCCUUAUUUUUGUACGAAAAAUAUCUUAACACUAGUAUUACAGAAAGCUUGGAGAUUUUGCAAAAGGCCAUAAUAUAUCAUGACGACGAUGUCAACUUUUCUCAGAGUACUAUGGAAAAGCUAAUACUAUUAGUGGAAGGUCCAGAGAAGUAUGCUAGUGAUGUGGAAGUAUAUGAAACAGAAGUUAAAAUCGAAGCGGUUCUUAUUAACUACCAUUCGCCCUAUCCAGAAGUACGAGCAGUUUGCGACCCUUUUGAUGAUCCUUUAAUUCCAUGUGAUACAUUAAGAGCAUACUUUUUAGGACUAUUAUGGACAAUUAUAGGUACUGGGGUCAAUCAGUUUUUUUCUCCCCGUAUGCCCAAUAUCAGUUUAAGCAGUGGCAUCUUACAAAUUUUAAUGCUUCCAUGUGGAAGGCUAAUGGAAUUUCUUCCAAAUUGGGGAUUCACUAUUUGUGGGACCAGGUAUCAAUUAAACCCAGGUCCUUGGACAUAUAAAGAGCAAAUGUUUGCAUCAAUUAUUUUCAAUGUUUCGAUUGGUGGGGCAUUUGCGGCCUUUUACAACAUUAUUACUCAAAGACUACCUAUGUUUUAUGAUGAGCAAUGGGCAACUAUUGGGUACCAAUUCCUUUUGGUAUUUUCGACACAAUUUGUUGGGUUUGGAUUUGCUGGAAUUAUGAGACGAUUGAUUGUUUAUCCUGUCAGAGCAGUAUGGCCAACAAUUCUUCCAACCUUGGCACUAAAUAGAGCACUUGCAGCUAAUGAACCUAAUAAAACAGUCAAUGGAUGGAAAAUUAGCAGAUAUGGAUUCUUUUUAAUAGUUUUCUGUGGAGCAUUCAUUUACUACUGGCUUCCAGCAUAUUUAUUUGAGGCUCUUUCCUUUUUCAAUUGGUUGACUUGGAUUUCUCCUCAAAACUUUAAUCUGGCAGCCAUCACAGGUAGCAUUAGUGGACUGGGUCUCAAUCCAAUUCCAAGUUUUGAUUGGGCUGUUCUUAAUUCAAACUAUCCUUUAGAAGUUCCAUUUUAUGCUCAAGUAAACAUGCUUGUUGGUGCGGUGAUUGCAGGGUUUGUAGUUAUUCCUGGACUAUACUGGAAAAACUUUAAAUGGACAGCAUACCUUCCCAUCAACUCCAACUUAAUUUAUACAAACACUGGCCAGCCUUAUGAGGUUCGUGAAAUCUUAACAAAUGGGCUAUUUGAUAAGGAAAAGUAUCAAAAAUAUUCUCCAGCUUAUUAUACUGCAGCAAACCUAGUCUUCUAUGGAUCAUUUUUUGCACUUUAUCCAUUUGCAAUCAUUUACACAAUCAUUAUUGAUUGGAAAUCCAUUUCACUAAGUAUUAAAGAUCUUUGGGAGACUAUUAAGCACCCCCGACGCUCCAUAUAUGACAACCAUACUGAUCCUCACAGUAAGAUGAUGAGUAAAUAUGACGAAGUUCCAGACUGGUGGUUUACAGCAGUAAUGAUAAUUGCUAUUGUUAUGGGGAUUGCCUGUGUUAAGGGAUAUCCUACACACACACCUGUUUGGGGUAUAUUCUUUACUAUAGGCAUCAAUUUUAUUUUUCUUAUCCCAAUUACGUUGAUUUAUUCAGUAACUGGGUUUUCCUUUGGUUUAAACGUUCUGGUAGAGCUGAUUAUUGGUUAUACACUUCCUGGAAACGGCACAGCGCUCAAUAUUUUAAAAGCUUAUGGGUAUAAUAUUGAUGGUCAAGCGCAAAGUUAUAUUACUGAUCAAAAGAUGGCACAUUAUGCUAAACUGCCACCAAAGGCUGUAUUUAAAGGGCAAAUGAUAUCUACUAUUUUUCAGGUUUUUGUUUCUGUCGGGGUUGUCAAUUGGCAAAUUUCCAACAUUAGUGGAUUGUGUACCAAAACCCAGCCAGAAAAGUUUACUUGUCCUGGACCAAAUAGCUUUUAUGCAGCUUCUGUUAUUUGGGGUGUUGUUGGUCCUAAGAAAAUCUUUAAAAGUCUUUAUCCUCUUCUCCAGUGGUCAUUUUUAUUUGGGGCUGCCGCAGUAAUUCCUUGCUUGUUGAUGAAAAAGUACUUUAAGAAACAAACGGCAUACUUUCAACCCACACUUGUUAUUGGGGGGCUUUUAUCUUACGCACCUUAUAAUUUAACGUAUAUGACUGGUUCCUUUUAUCUUUCAAUGGCAUUUAUGUGGUACAUAAAAAGAAAGUAUAUUGGAUGGUGGGAAAAGUAUAACUAUGUUGUUUCAUCUUCGCUCACGGCAGGUGUUGCAUUUUCUGCCAUCAUUAUAUUUUUUUCAGUACAGUAUAAGCCUCGAAAGAUAAUUUGGUGGGGAAAUACCGUGUCAUAUUCUGGUGCAGAUGCGGCUGGUGGUAGUCUUCUAGUGUUAAAGGAUGGUGAGAUAUUCGGGCCACCUCCAGGACAGUUUCCUUAA